Messenger RNA from Serendipita indica DSM 11827, 903 nucleotides. The record is from the annotation of a GenBank genome assembly. Lineage: Eukaryota; Fungi; Basidiomycota; Agaricomycetes; Sebacinales; Serendipitaceae.
AUGCAUGUGGUCAACGGACAACAGUCUUAUAUAGGGACGUUUCAAGAGGAAGAGUUUGGCACCUUCCUUGUUCCCAGAAUGAAGCUACCUCUGGUUCUCCUGACCGCUGCGGCCAAUGUUGCUGGCGUCGUAGCACAUGCUACAUUUCAGCAGAUGUGGGUCAAUGGAGUAGAUCAAGGCAAUUAUUGUGCUCGCACCCCUGCGAACAACAACCCAGUGAGCAGCGUUACAUCCAACGAUAUUGCGUGCAAUGCCGGGGCGUCCUCUGCUGCUGGACUUUGCUCCGUUAAUCCCGGAGAUAAAGUAACUGUUGAGAUGCAUCAACAACCAGGCCAACGCAGUUGCUCCAACGAAUCCAUUGGUGGUGCUCACUAUGGGCCGGUUAUUAUCUACAUGGCCAAAGUCUCUGACGCCAAGAGCGCCGCUGGAUCCUCCGCUGCCUGGUUCAAGGUAGCAGAAAUGGGUCUUGCGUCGAGUAACCCAAUCUACUGGGCGGUUCAGGUUCUCAAUGAUAACUGCGGACACUACACAUUCACAGUACCCAACAUUUCCCCUGGGCAAUAUCUGCUGAGAGCCGAAGUGAUUGCGUUGCAUGUCGCGAACAGCGUCGGCGGUGCACAAUUCUAUAUGACUUGCUAUCAGCUCAAUGUUGGUGGCUCUGGAACAGGGAACCCACCCACCGUCAAGUUCCCCGGUGCAUACAAAGCUAAUGAUCCUGGAAUCCACUAUACUCUAUGGCUGUCUCAGACGACGUAUCAGAUCCCUGGACCUACUCCAUAUGGGACGUCCCCUGCGACACCGGCAAAGACUCCUUAUCCCAAGACGGCAACUUGGAACAAGGCACUCCAACCGUCAACUGUUCCCUCUACCCCGGCAUCGACCUCUAUCGCCGGAGGGGCAUAA